Messenger RNA from Aspergillus pseudotamarii, 591 nucleotides. RefSeq lists its product as uncharacterized. The record is from RefSeq and is a predicted model, not a curated record. NCBI's taxonomy places the organism in Eukaryota, Fungi, Ascomycota, Eurotiomycetes, Eurotiales, Aspergillaceae. The transcript has a single exon. Bases 1 to 591 code for a protein of 196 amino acids.
AUGGCCGAACCCAUGGUCAUCCUCUACCCAGCAACCUGUCUCACCUUCACAGCCAUAUUCCUCGUCUUCCGCAAUCGAGAAUCGAUCAUCUAUGGUCUAAUCCGCUGUGCUCAACUUAUCGAUCUCAGAAACCACUAUGUCGAACUACAUAUUCAAACCGACGACACCGAGGUCGAGUCCGAGCUCAAAGAUCUCGAAGAUCAAUGGUACGCCCCUCCCGCCCCAAAUAAGCUAAAUCCAAAGCCCCAAAGGAAUCCCAGAAAGAAUAGAAUAAAAGAAAGCAAGGAGACCAACCAAACGCACAGGCCCACGCCACGAUCCCCAAGCGACAUCAGCUACUCCACCACCCCCUCCUACCUAUCAUCAAUAUCAACCGACAAUCCGAACUUCCCCGCAUCGAACCCCAGAACCCCGCUGGGGAGGUACUUCGAUCGGGAAACAGGGGCAAUCUACCCACAGGUCCUAGAGCCACCGACACCGCCGUGGGAAGUGGAGUUGACGACGCGGAUUGAGAGGGGGGUCGGCUUAGAGGCGUCUUGGGAUCGUGCGGUUGAUUGUAUGGUGGGGUUGUUUGUGGAGUUGCAUGUUUAG